AUGGAUGAUAGAGUUGUAUUGAAGAUUUAUUACUACAGACAGAUCUUAUUACAAACAUAUGAGGGAGUUCAAUUUGUGUGUGAAAAUCCAUUAGAUGUUGUUAUUCCGUUCACAUUGUCAUUUGAGGAGUUGAAAGGUGUGAUUUGUGAGAAGAUAGGCACGCAAAGAUGUAGGAGAAUAUCGUGUAUUUUGUACAGGUAUCCUUUACCUGUGUUUGGCGGGUUUGUUCAAUUUCAAACCAAGUAUGUGAUGGACGAAGCGAGUAUGCAGGAAAUGUUUUCAAUGUACAUGGAAAAUCGCCACCGAAUAUCGUGCAUCGAGUUAUAUAUUGAGUUUGAGCAAUCUGAAGCAGACCGUAACAUUGAGUUGGAAGAUUAUAAUAGUGAAAGCGAAGAUGAAUUUGAAAGUAACUAUGAGAUCGUCGGUCCAGGUGAGGACGAAGAAGCAGCUGUUGGCGCCAUGAACGCAGAUGUGGCGGAAGUUGCAAAUGCACUAGCAAACCCGCAUCCGUUUCAGGAGCCUUCUUUCAUGCGGUCGUUGGAUUUGAGGGCUAUGCACGCACCGGAGUUUCCGCAAUAUAUGAAUACAGCCCCUCCUGUUGUGGCGGAUGGUGAGUUCACAGUGGGGAUGGAAUUCAGCUCAAGGGAGGCAGUAAUCAAGGCAAUGAAAGAUUAUACCAUCCGGAGAGGUGUGGACUAUCGGGUAUAUGAGUCGGAACCGACGACAUUCUAUGCCAAAUGUAUAGAAUAUGGGAAUGGUUGUGACUGGUUGAUCAGGAUAACCAAAAUGCAAAAGAAGUACUGUUGGGAGAUAAGGAGGUACAAUGGAAGUCAUACUUGUACCAGGUCUACUAUUUCUCAAGACCAUUCGAAGCUGGAUUCCAAGACAGUUGCAGAAGCAAUAAAGCCGUUGGUAGAGGUUGACCCGUCUAUAAAGGUAAAAUCUGUAAUUGCUGAUAUCCAAUCAAAGUUUAACUACACCAUCAGUUAUCGCAAGGCUUGGUUAGCAAAGCAGCAGGCGGUCGAAUCAAUUUUUGGAAGUUGGGAAGCAUCGUAUGAAGCUUUGCCGAUAUGGUUUGAGGCCAUGUGCCACAAAGAGCCAUCAGCAGUGGUUCACUUUGAAACAAUGCCAGCUUACCAGGGAGAUGAUUUGGUUCCUGAUAUACGUGUUCUACAUAGAGUCUUCUGGAGUUAUUACCCCUGUAUAAGGGCCUUCAGACACUGCAAGCCAGUGGUGCAGGUGGACGGGACUCAUUUGUAUGGAAAAUACAAGGGCCGCCAUCUCUCAAUCAGAGCAUUAAUCAUUGCUGACUGGCCUUUAAUAACUCCAAUUUGGGAUGUGCCUCAACAAUUUGGUACACUUUUUUCUGAGCAACCUGCGUCAACAUGUGGUGACCCGCAUAUUGAGUCCAACUUCUUGAGGAAGUUCAAAGCACCUUACCUGCAGAAGCUUAUCGUCAACAUUGGAUAUUCAAGGACGACCAGGGAGUACCAGAUGCGCUAUGAACGAUUAAAGGAACGGGGUGAGGCUUACACCAAUUGGCUUGAUCGGAUCCUUCGUGAGCAGUAUGCUUUGGCAUUUGAUGGUGGUUACCGAUAG
This is a messenger RNA of Arachis duranensis, 1599 nucleotides long. RefSeq lists its product as uncharacterized. NCBI's taxonomy places the organism in Eukaryota, Viridiplantae, Streptophyta, Magnoliopsida, Fabales, Fabaceae. The record is from RefSeq and is a predicted model, not a curated record. The coding region runs from base 1 to 1599 and encodes 532 amino acids. The transcript has 4 exons.